AUGGAAGAAACAACCUAUAACUUAAUAAACAAUUACCUUAAUGAUCCCGAUAAUAUGGCGACAUUAUCGCUCGAACAACAAAAUUACGUAAAUAAAUACGCAAAAAAAUAUUUAAAAAUCAACGAUAAUCUAUAUCGACAGAAACAAAACACCAAGCCCAAACGG
Messenger RNA from Ambispora gerdemannii, 165 nucleotides. The record is from the annotation of a GenBank genome assembly. NCBI's taxonomy places the organism in Eukaryota, Fungi, Glomeromycota, Glomeromycetes, Archaeosporales, Ambisporaceae.